AUGCCCCACCCCAACUUGUUCCAGGAUCUUUUCAGUCUGCUGAAUUUGAAAGAACCAGACAUAAAGGCAUCUGGUGCCAUAUUGACACUGGAUGGGAUAUUGACGAGCCGAAACCUGGACUAUCCAGGGGCGCUGUGGGGGCGGCGCUCGCCGCAGUCCGCUCGCGCGCGCCUCCCCCUCGCGCGCGCCCCCCCUCGCGCGUCCCGUCCCCCCCCCCCCCCCCCCCCGGCGGCGCCCGCAGCGUGUGUCGGGCGCGAGCGUCCGGGGCCCCCUCAGCCUCCCUCACGGCCGGGGACCGGGACCGACCACUGGGGACCAACCGCCGCCGCCGCCCCUGCAGCCGCCGGCCAUGAAUCCUUCCGGCUCUUCCCGCGGCCCGGCCGGGGCCCCGGCCAGUGGGAGGCUGCUCGGAGGGGAGUAGAGAGGCCAGACCGCCCGUCCGCCUCCACCGCCGCCACGUCCAUGACCCCGACCCCGCCUCCGGGGACCCCCGCCGCCGCCGCCGCCGCCGCCGCCUCGGCCUGA
Molecule: messenger RNA, 525 nt
Organism: Ornithorhynchus anatinus (platypus)
Lineage: Eukaryota; Metazoa; Chordata; Mammalia; Monotremata; Ornithorhynchidae
Product: translation initiation factor IF-2-like
Exons: 3
Coding region: 1-525 (174 amino acids)
Source: RefSeq, a predicted model, not a curated record